This is a messenger RNA of Sesamum indicum (sesame), 2551 nucleotides long. Lineage: Eukaryota; Viridiplantae; Streptophyta; Magnoliopsida; Lamiales; Pedaliaceae. The record is from RefSeq and is a predicted model, not a curated record.
UCAUUGAAGAGUAUGCAUGAGAGUGUGAAUGGGGACGUGGGCCGUUUGGAUGGAAUUGAUGUAGGAGAGGAAUACGCGGGGGAGGAUUUGAGGGAGCGAAUAAAAUCAUCUCGAGGGAGCCGGUUUAGGCUGAUAGGGAACGAGCUGGGGCUCGACUCGGCCAGCCGCCGGUCCAGCAGACAGAAAGACCUCUGGCAAGGCUGCUUACUCGUUCACCCUGAUCAUAACAGGUGGUACAGGGCGUGGGAGAAGUUCAUACUAAUAUGGGCAAUUUACUCAUCAUUCUUUACUCCAAUGGAGUUCGGAUUCUUCAGGGGACUGCCCAAGAACCUAAUCUUUUUAGACAUUGCUGGUCAAGUGGCAUUCCUCCUCGACAUCAUCUUGCAAUUCUUUGUGAUCUAUAGAGAUAGCCACUCCUACAAAAUGGUCUACAACCGGAACCUCAUUGCCCGUCGAUAUCUCAAAUCUCAUUUUUUCACCGAUUUCCUAAGUUGUAUGCCUUGCGAUAUUAUUUAUAAGGGAAUUGGAGAAAAAGAAGAGGUGAGAUAUCUUUUGUGGAUCAGAUUGACUCGGAUUCGCAAGGUCACUGAUUUCUUCCGGAGACUGGAAAAGGAUAUUAGAAUCAACUAUCUGUUUACGAGGAUAGUAAAACUUCUGAGUGUGCAGCUCUACUGCGCGCAUACAGCAGCCUGCAUUUUCUACUAUUUGGCAACUACUCUGCCUGAGGAGAAAGAAGGAUACACUUGGAUCGGGAGUUUGAAAAUGGGCGACUACAGUUAUGCCCACUUCAGAGAGAUUGAUAUCUGGAGACGAUACACCACUUCUAUGUAUUUCGCAAUUGUCACCAUGUCAACUGUCGGUUAUGGAGAUAUAAAUGCAGUGAAUCCGAGGGAAAUGGUAUUCAUUAUGAUUUACGUCACGUUUAACAUGAUUCUUGGUGUAUAUUUGAUUGGUAAUAUGACAGCCCUGAUUGUGAAAGGAUCCAAAACAGAAAGGUAUCGGGACAAAAUGACUGAUCUUACAAAAUAUAUGAACAGAAACAGGCUGGGAAAGGAUCUUCGUAAUCAAAUAAAAGGGCACUUGCGUUUGCAAUAUGAAAGCAGCUACACUGAUGCUUCCGUUCUCCAAGACAUUCCAAUAUCCUUUCGUGCUAAGAUAUCUCGGACUUUGUAUAAGUCAUAUGUCGAGCACAUUCCUCUAUUCAAGGGCUGCUCCUCAGAAUUCAUCAAUCAAAUCGUGACUCUGGUGCACGAGGAAUUCUUUCUCCCUGGAGAAGUAAUAAUGGAACAGGGAAACAUCGUAGGUCAACUCUACUUCGUUUGUCAUGGUGUUCUGGAGGAGCUUGGCAUUGGAGUAGAUGGGUCAGAAGACACAGUGUCGCUUCUCCAGUCUAACAGUGUAUUUGGAGAGAUUUCGAUUAUUUGCAACAUUCCUCAGCCAUACACGGUUCGCGUGCGUGACCUCUGCAGACUGUUGCGGAUAGAUAAACAAUCAUUCUCCAACAUCCUGGAGGUAUAUUUUCACGAUGCCCGCAAAGUAUUCACUAACUUGUUGGAGGGGAAGAAGUCUAAUCUAUGCAUGAAGCAACUGGAGAUGGAUAUCACAUUCCACAUUAGGAAACAAGAAGCCGAGCUUGCUGUGAAAGUGAACUGCGCAGCUUAUUACGGGGACCUGUAUCAACUGAAAAGCCUAAUUCGAUCUGGAGCUGAUCCCAACUUGAAAGAUUACGAUGGAAGAUCGGCAUUGCAUCUUGCUGCAUCAAGAGGACAUGAAGAUAUUGCACUUUUCCUUAUACAAGAAGAUGCAGACAUCAAUGUUGAAGAUAAUUUCGGCAACACACCGCUACUUGAGGCCAUCAAGGGCAGACACGACAGGGUUGCUUCAUUGCUUUUGAGAGAAGGGGCCUUACUUAAGAUUGAUAACCCUGGUGGUUACUUGUCCACAAUCGUUUCUGAAGGUGACAAAAAUUUGUUGAUACGGGUGUUGUCCGAUGACGUUGAUCCAAACUCCAAAGACUAUGAUCACCAAACCCCUCUUCACAUAGCAGCAUCUCAGGGAUCAUAUUUGAUGGCGAAGCUGCUUAUAGAAGCUGGAGCUCGUGUCUUCUCAAAUGAUAGAUGGGUAAAUGCUCCACUGGAUGAAGGGAUUAUGUGCAGAAACAAAAAUAUGACUAGACUUCUGGAAGAGGCAAAAAAGGCUCAAUUAUCCGAAUUUCUUGAUUCUUCUCAAGAGGCCACAGACAGAAAACAUACGAAGAAGUGCACUGUGUUUCCGUUCCAUCCAUGGGAUCCCAAGGAGAGUAGAAAACACGGGAUUGUAAUGUGGGUUCCUAACACCGUUGACGAGCUGAUAAAAGCUGCAUCGGAGCAGCUGGGUUUGCCAGAUGGAUCGUUCAUUUUGUCAGAAGAUGGAGGUAAAAUUCUUGAUGUCGAUUUGCUUACGGAUGGGCAAAGUUUGUAUAUGAUCAGUGAAACGAAUUGAGAUUUCAUGCCAACUACAACAAACUCUUCUUGUGGUUUUGGUUUGGGGAAAAAUGCAGGCAACCCUAGGG